Molecule: messenger RNA, 4938 nt
Organism: Wyeomyia smithii (pitcher-plant mosquito)
Lineage: Eukaryota; Metazoa; Arthropoda; Insecta; Diptera; Culicidae
Gene: ssp2
Product: serine-rich adhesin for platelets
Exons: 8
Coding region: 355-3813 (1152 amino acids)
Source: RefSeq, a predicted model, not a curated record
UGUCAUCAUCAUUCUUUCAUGUUUCUUUGCAGCAGCGACUGUGCUGCUAAUCGCGUGUGGAAGUUAGUAGAUUUUUGUUUUUUAUUAGCUCCGAAAUCUCGGUCUGUACAUUCUGCUGCAAUUUGUAGUGCAUCGAUCGGCUCCAUACUGAUGUCGAAAGUUGUUUGUAUUAGAGAAAAGCUGAGUGAAAAGUGGAAACAAUUCAAUUAAUCGACUCUAAUGUAGUGGUGAUAAUUUGCCUCCGAUCUAACCAUUUUGACAGUAUUGUAACGUGUUGGUACAACAACCAAAAGUGCAGAGAGCGAGAGAACCUCCUCCUCCCACUGCCGCCAAUCGGCGGAUACACCGCGAGCUAUGGAUAUCAUCGACGUACACGAAGUACUCGAAGAUGACUCAUUCAUCGGCGAUAUGGAACAGCUGGACGAUGAAGUGGUGGAGAUUUUCAAACAAUGGAAAUCAUGCGGUAUACUCCCGUCAUGCAGUGGUGCCAUUCCAGCAGCCUCCGGCAGCAAUAGGUUCGGUUUUGGUAACGCCAGUCAUCACUCCAGCACAAGCGGCACUAACAAUAGCAGUAGCAUCAGCAUUAGCAGUCGUAACAGUACUUUCAACAGCGACAGCAAAGGUUCAAAGUACGUUGACACCCGGACAUUUACCAGACCGAAGAAAAAAUUAGAUACAACGUUCGAUUCGUCCAACACUCCUGAGGAGAGUCCUUCCGAAGUGCAACAGCUCAAAGUGUCCUCUCCCCUUUUAAAUGUUCACAUUGGUGGACCGGUCACGCCAUCCAGCAACAAUGGGCUAACGCACUCGAGUCACUUGAUGCAGAAAAGUUGGCUCAAUGAUGUUUCCCCACCCGGUUCCAUCAUGUCAUCAAUGGAUUUCUCCGGAAAUGAAAAAAUGGGCGGUAGUUUGAUAACUAGUGGGGAUUUCACUAACGUAAGCUGUUUAUUGAAUACCAACAGUACAAACAGUACAGCCGAAGGAAUGCUCAACUCUCAGAGUAGCUUUGAUGGGUACAAACUGUCCGAUGUUAUUAAGGAUCGCAAGUUUCUGGAAAGUUUAUCCUGCUUUGAAGAUUCAACGCUAACGAAGGAUAGUGCGAUAUCAAGGACUGAUUUGAAUGGAAUUGAGGGAACUUUGUCCGAAGCAAGUACAAUGCAGAACUCGUUGGAGAGCAUUUCAAAAAGCGUAGAGGGUAGGCUGUCCGACGAAACUACUGAAAACAGUGAAAGAGUAGCUGAACUGGCGGCGACUUUGGAAGAACUUCCGAAAACACGAAUGAGAACACAAUUGAAUAGCACCUUUGAGAGGCGACGAAAUUUUGAUACCUAUCGGAAACCCAAAUCGUGCCUAAAUGGCACACACAACGCACUACCCAAUGUAGAUGAUAGUGUGGAACAAAAGGCAGUUAACCGAACCUUUGAUGCUGUACAUGAAGGCCAACUAUUGGAUGCAACUUUCGGCGUGGAAAAUAACUGCAACGGAACCUUCUCGCUCAAUCGUACUGCUAAAGUAGAUGGAGCGGAGAAACAACUCAAUCGAACGUACGAGUAUUGUGAAAAAACUUCUCCAUCGGUUCCAGUAUUGAAUCAGACGUUUGAAAGGCCUACGAACCAAACGUUAACGGAACCUACUAGUCCCGAAGGCGCUGUUGACUUCAAUAGCCACAAUGAAACGCCAAAUGGAACGUUCGAGUUACCAGCCGACAGGACAAAGCCUGUGGACACGACUACUAUUGUUCAAUCUACGCCUUUUGUGAAUGUGUGUAGAGGGAAUCGUACUAGCGAUAUUAGUAAAUACGAGGUGAAUGUAUCUCCAAUUGCUCCUCAUACGGAACGCAGAUCAGAAGUAGUCAGGCGAAGUCGAAACUUGAAUGAUGAAAUGUCUGCAAGUCAUUUGGAGACCGAUGAAUUUGAUGUAGAAUUUCGUAAACUUCCAAUCACACCUAAUUCUAACAAGACUGAAAGUAGCAAUGGAUCGCAUCUUUUGGAAAGCGAAAAACGGAUAUCUCUGCAGCACUUUGAGGAGUUUGAAAAAUCCAUACUGGAGAGUGAACACAAUGGCGUAGAUUUUGACGAAAUGUUAAACUCAUUAACGGAUGUUAAACGUUCAAUGGAUAGCGUCAAGCUACGACAAUCGCUGGACAACAUCAAAAAGCGCCAUUCACGAAUGAACUCUGAGAAGCAGUUAGAGGAUUUGCGAAAACGAACAGAAAUGAUUGAUUCUCUGUCUUCUCCGCUGGAUAAUAAGUUGGCAGACUCAAUGGCGAAAAGUAUGUCCUCUUCCAGCGGCAGUGAACGUUUAUUAAAUCGCAGAAGUAGAUACAACGAGGACGUCCACCUAACGUUGUCGCCGCAGCAAAAAACUACUGACAUUUCCGUACAUGAUCCAGAACAGCAGUCAACGAACGAAAUGAAACCGGCAAUUGAUCCUCCCCUUACCGACAAAGAGGUAGGGGGUAGCGAUAGCAAAAAGAAUCGUGAUCGUUUCAAAACGAUACGCAUUAACAAACGGCUUGCGGAGGGAAUGGUAGUCGUACCGAGUCCCGAAGAAACAACUGAAGACUGCCAGUUUGAAUCAGUGUCUCUUCCCUUGGAGGAAGAGUCACUUGAAUCGCAGACAGCAACAGAACCGAGUGCCUUCAGCCGUGUAGACUUCAAUUCUCCGAAAGAGAUUCGGCAUUCUACCACCAUUGCGACGAAUCCCUCCACCGUUAGUAGCAAUAUGGAUCUACAACAUAAGACUGAAGAAGCGUUGUUCAAGCGUCCACAAGGAAUUGUAAAACCAGAAAGUAAAAUCCGAUCGCUAUCCAAGCCUCGUCUUUACGGUGGCCCAGGAGGAGCUUUUGGAAUUACCAGGAAAGACCUGUCACUUCCUUUGGCGACGAAAUCAAGCUCUACAGAUAAUUUAGAGAACGACCGUCCCAAUUAUCAGCAUGCACUGGGGUCCAAUCAGCCGCGACUAUCAUUGGGUGGAAAGAUGAGCCAUGGAGUCGGCAGUGGUGGUGGUAAAAGUGGUAUAGCAAGCUCGGUGCCGCAAUCGAACCUCAAAUCUCCCAUGGGUACAAAAUCGAAGUCAUAUCACAAUCUGUACUACAACCAAAGUGGCCAUGGAGGCUCGAAUGGCAGUGUGAAUCGAAUCCCGACUCCACUAGGUUUGUCCGCACAAAAGACGUCGCACAAUAAUAGCAACACCGAGCUGAAAAAUAACCACUCUAGACUGCAAUUGAACUUGCGAACUCCACGUGCCAGUUCCUUGGUACGACCCGUUACGACGGCCCUGCAAAAAGCUGCAUCUGAUACAGUCACCCGCAGCACCGAACUGAAUUCCAGCAGUAUUACAACAAACAACGCUACUCUAUCAGGCGUGCAAAUGCGGGCACCUAAGGGCAACGCCUCUCGAUUAGGGCUGAUUCGACCCUCUUCCGGUUAUUUCAGCUACAGUUCCCAGAGAAAAUAUGUCGACUCGGACAGCGAGUCAAUCAAUAGUUUAUCAUCAUCAUCGGCUAGCUCUAGAGGGAGUUUGUAUCGUGUAGAUAGUCAAAGCAUAGCCAAUAAUGUACAAUCAUAUGCUACCAACAAUAGCAUUGAAGAUAUCAGCGGUAGCAACGGAAUUCACAGCGGCAAGAGCCUCGGACCACCAAAGACUGGUAACCUAAUCGAACCGAAUCGAACGGGACCGCCGGUUAGUACGAGUAAACUGGCGUCAAACGGUACUACAACCAAGGCAUCAGGCCUACGGCCACCGUCUAAUCUGCGACCACCAACGGCACGCAGUGCUCUUCCGCGACCAACCAGUUAUGUGAGGCGAUAGACUUUGUCCGCAUGGUUUUCUAUCCUUCGAUUUUCUUUUUACAUCCGUGCUGCGUACCUAUUUUAGAGUAUCAACGUGCUCAGAAAGAUUUGUUAACAUGUCUAUUGGCCAACUCCUUUAAAGAAGACGGAAGCAGGCUUACUAAUCGCAAGGCUUUUUAGCUAAUUAUUCCUGUAUUUCAAUCGAAAUGAAGGAAAUAUUUAUGUGUGAUAUGUUGGCAUCAGUUUUUGUUAUAUAUUUUGUACAUUCUGUAGUACGUGCUAUCCCAAGCGACUUUCUCGCAACCGAAUUACUUUGUAUUAUAUAAUCUUAACAGAGCUUACAAAAAAAAUCUUACGAGAAAAUUUUAACAAGAACUUCUGCACAAAACUAUUUUAAAUAUUGUGUUUCCAUUGUACAUUAUUAACUUUUGGUUGCAAAAUACCUACGCCUUACUAGCUUUAAAAUAACAUUUCGAAGUUUGCCAUUCGCUGUUCGUUCUGUUGCAGAACUUUAUCGUUACAAUGUUCUAUUUGAUGCGUACGUUGAUAUUUCUUUCAUUGCAUUUCGUGUUUUUCGUAAUAAAAUUUUAGUAAUCUUAGUCCUUGUGGAAACAACAGUAAUAGACGUCUCUUAUACAAAUGUCGCUCGUUAAUGUCGAUUCAUUCUACUUAUUAAGUUUGCUCGUAAGUCCCAGUUCUGAACGCAUAAGUUUUGAAAAUUUCAUAAUCAUGAAAUAUUAUCAUCAAAACGAUUGAAAGAUUGAUUAAAAUAGAAAAGAAGCAAUUCGAACUAGCUCAUCGAAGAAAUGCAUAGUUGCGCAGUAUCGAAAUUAGAGCUCUCGAAGAAAACACGAAUAUACACAUUUAUGCUGCAACUUCUUUUUUUUUCUAUGUUUACAGCGUAGUUGUAAUAGUUUGAGCAAUGUAUCAAAAGCAGAUUACGAUUCAGUUUCGAAUAAGUAUACCUUUUUUAGUGCUAUUACGUGAAGCUAAUAAUUUAAUAAAACGAUGGCCGACUUACUAACCACACAAUAUAGACAAACCCAUCAUAGCUAUUUAUCUACUCAUCUGAUUUUACUUUGAUUUGUACAUAAAUAUCUAUCUGGAACGAGACAAAUAUAUUUUAUAUUGUCAGUAUAACAAA